AGGGAAGAUUGGGCACGAAAUUGAGCCCACUGUAGUAUACUCAGCGUUAUUAAAAAUAAAAAAGUAUUGAAAAUUUUUUGAAAUACUUUCCCUAAAAAUUCAGUAAAAUGUGAGUUGUAUUAUUUUGUAUUCGUUGGUGGUGGAAUUUAGUAUAUUUAUAAGUAUGUGUAUUAAAAAUUACGGUUGAAUUUUGUGUAGAAAAUGUCUCAAAAUGUAAGUAAUGAUGGCGACUACGGGCGAUGUUUUCAGUUUUGGCAAGAACUGGUCGAUUGUUUUGGAAAACAUGGUAGAUACGGGCAGCACACAAAAUGUGUUCAACAAAAAGAGGAUUAUGACGAGUGUCUCCAUCAUAGAAAACUGGUUAGUUCUGCAGAUUUUACGAUAUCAUUAUCAUGCAUUUUUACCAGGGGGGGGGGAAUAUGCACCAAUUCAUACCCUACACCCCCUGGAAAAAGUCAAAGUUUAUAUGGCAGUGUGUAUCUGGUGUUGCAGUAUUGAGAAAAUACCGAAAACAGAUAUAUAAAUAAAAAUUGAUAUUGGGUCAUUCCAGAAAUCCAUACCUCCCCUGCAAAGGAAAUUGGAAGUUGUUAGAAAGAAAUUUUUCUCCCCUUCAGACAGAAAUAUCCUCCGUAGGCGAGGGUGUAGACUUGGUUCAAGUACGUCUCUCAAGGGGAUGGAAAUAGCGAUCCUUGCAAAUGGUCAAAAAAGGCGUGAAAAUAUGAGAGGAAAAGUAGGGAGAGACGGACUUGGAUACCCUGCAAGUGCGCCAAAUUUUACCGUCGGAUUUUUCCUACGGAUGCGUGGCUUGCGAGUUGAGAACAACAACAAAUUUUCACGCCAAUUUUUGCAACUAUAACAUUCGAAAUGCUGCAAAUGUCCCAAGUCCGUCUCUCCCUACUUUUCUCGUGAGACGGACUUGAACCAAGUCUAGGGAGGGUGUAGAUCUUUUCUGGAGUGAGCCAAUGUGUCAAAGUUCAUGAUCAUUGAUAAUCUUCUAUUUCUAGUCAGCGAGAUUGGAAAGAAUAAGAGAAGAGAAAAGCAAGCUGAUCAAAGAAGGAAAAUGGCCUCAGUAGUGUAGUUUGUCACAUUAAAAUAUAAACUAGAUAAACUUGUAUAUAUUUGUUAAAAAAGUUCAAUAAAAUUGUUUGUUACAUCAUGAGUGAAACUAUAUUGUAAAUUAUCUAAUAAAUGCCCACUCUCUAAUAAAUGCAAUGUAUUUAACCCAUUAUGUGGCGCAUGCCAUAUCUAAGAGAUUAUAAAUGGCACUGUGUUGCAGUAGUAGAUGCCUCAUAUAUCUAACGGACACUCACAUACAGCUAUUUCAAUUAAGGUUAUCCACAAGCAAUGUGGAAAAGUUGAAUACGAGCGCGAAAGGCUGCUGGGAAUCGCUAACAAAUUAACGAAUUUUCAUAGCGAUUCCCAGCAGCCUUUUGCGCUCGUAUUCAAUUUUUCCGCUUUGCACGUGGACAACCUUAAAUGAAAUAGUUGUAUGUACAACAAAUUUUCAAACAAAGGGCCUUUCCAUGAAAAAGUUGAAGUAUUUUCUAUUUUUCAGGCAGUUCCAAAAUUCAUGGGGAAAAUGUCAAAAAAUGGUUUGCCCUUUAAUAUCAUAUCAUUUACAAAAUUCUAUUUUUACUUGCCCUUUGCUCAUAAGAAAUCUCAAAAGUUACACUAAAAAAACAGUCAAAAUUAUAUAACGAUGCUCUCUCUGAAUAAAAUAUCAAUAUAACAAUUCUUUAAAAAAUACACAUUAUAUUUAUCAUGAUUAUAAUUUUUCUUCGUCACUGCCAGAAGAAUAUGAUUUAGUUCUGAAAUUUGUCUGCGAGUUCACUCGAAUUCGCACGUCAUUGUUACCAAAAAAGACAUCUUCAUCGUCUGAAGGUUUGGGAGAAGUGAAACUGAUGGUACUGCUUCGAUCAAUCGAGGCUGGCAGCUCGUCUUUUAUCAUGUUGAUUUUUGUACGAAGACUCGAGAAUUGACGCAUCAGAGACUGAUCCUGAGAUUUCAAAGUGUUCUAAAAUAU
Paramuricea clavata is the source of this 2023-nucleotide messenger RNA. The record is from the annotation of a GenBank genome assembly. Lineage: Eukaryota; Metazoa; Cnidaria; Anthozoa; Malacalcyonacea; Plexauridae.